Messenger RNA from Auxenochlorella protothecoides, 744 nucleotides. RefSeq lists its product as hypothetical. The transcript has 5 exons. Lineage: Eukaryota; Viridiplantae; Chlorophyta; Trebouxiophyceae; Chlorellales; Chlorellaceae. Gene Ontology annotation, cellular component: nucleus. Bases 1 to 744 code for a protein of 247 amino acids. The record is from RefSeq and is a predicted model, not a curated record.
AUGGAGCUGGGAACCGGUCCCGAGAUAGAAGCCCCCUUCACCCUGCGCUCCAUCGGCAAGUGUGUGACGGUGUGGGACCUGGGCUGCAUCCACCGAGCCGCCUGGGCAGACAGGUACUGGUCCUCCCCUGGCUGCUUGUACCACCACGCCUACCCAGUGGGCUACCGUGCCUCCAAGACGGUGUUUGGGCGCGAGUACGAGAUGUCCAUUGGCCUGGGGGAGGCUGGACCGGUGUUCAAGAUCCGAGCCCUGUCGGGUCCCGGCCAGGAGUUCGAGGGGCCCACCCCCACCCAGCCCUGGACAGCCGUGUGCCUGGCCCACCGGACGGGCCAGCGCAUCAGCGGGCCCCAGUACUUUGGCUUCUCUGACGCGCUGACUCAGCGCGCCAUCGCCGGCCUGUACGACGCUCGGGAGCUGGCUGCGGCGCUCAAGGAGGGCACGGCCAGGGCGGAGGAGCUGUGCGGGGAGGAGCGUGCGGUGCGUGAAUUCGUGGGCCUGCCAGGCGUCGGCCGCGGCGUGGCCACAAGCCUCGCCCUGACUGAGGCGCUGGGAGGGCGGCGGCACACGUGCCUGAGGAGCCUGCGGGCCUGGGCCCGGCAGGAAGGCACAGGGCAUGCACAGCAGCUGGAGGACUGGCUCCGGACCAGCAGCGAGCUGCCGGGGUCGACUCUGCGCUGGCCCGCCUGGCAGCUGCGCAUCGUGCCGGGCCUCAUGCGGGACAUCGCGGGGGCCCACCGCUCCUGA